Messenger RNA from Mesoplodon densirostris (Blainville's beaked whale), 1149 nucleotides. RefSeq names its product TATA-box binding protein like 1 (gene TBPL1). Gene Ontology annotation, biological process: DNA-templated transcription initiation. The transcript has 7 exons. Bases 133 to 693 code for a protein of 186 amino acids. NCBI's taxonomy places the organism in Eukaryota, Metazoa, Chordata, Mammalia, Artiodactyla, Ziphiidae. The record is from RefSeq and is a predicted model, not a curated record. Gene Ontology annotation, molecular function: DNA binding; general transcription initiation factor activity.
UCCUUGCCCUCCAGCUUAUCCUUCGCACCCGCCGCAACCGGCAGCAGCGCUGCCACUGCGUCCUCUGCCGCCGCCCGCUCUUCCCACGGAUGUGAUCUUCGUGGUGGGAAGCUAAGUUUUUAAACUACCCCAAUGGAUGCAGACAGUGAUGUUGCACUGGACAUUCUAAUUACAAAUGUAGUCUGUGUUUUUAGAACAAGAUGCCAUUUGAACUUAAGGAAGAUUGCUUUGGAGGGAGCAAAUGUAAUUUAUAAGCGUGACGUUGGAAAAGUAUUAAUGAAGCUUAGAAAGCCUAGAAUUACAGCUACGAUUUGGUCCUCGGGAAAAAUUAUUUGCACUGGAGCAACAAGUGAAGAAGAAGCUAAAUUUGGUGCCAGACGUUUAGCCCGCAGUCUCCAGAAACUAGGAUUUCAGGUAAUAUUUACAGAUUUUAAGGUUGUUAACGUUUUGGCAGUAUGUAACAUGCCAUUUGAAAUACGUUUGCCAGAAUUCACCAAGAACAAUAGACCUCAUGCCAGUUACGAACCUGAACUUCAUCCUGCUGUGUGUUAUCGGAUAAAAUCUCUAAGAGCUACAUUACAGAUUUUUUCAACAGGAAGUAUCACAGUAACAGGGCCCAAUGUAAAGGCCGUCGCUACUGCUGUGGAACAGGUAUACCCAUUUGUGUUUGAAAGCCGGAAAGAAAUUUUGUAAGUCAUCAGGUAAUUGGUUAGAAUCCCAAACUGAGCACCUUUUAAAACCUGCUGCACAUUGGACUCAAAACAAAAGGAAAACUGGACCAACAGUAAUUGAGGAAAUAGACUCUUUUAUUCAUUCACGGCUACAGUGUAAGCUCCAGUCCCUUUGGAUUUUAUUUCAAACCUUGCUGUAAUAUAAAAAGGAAGUUUACAAGACAUGACAUUGCUGCUUUUACAAAAGGACAUUCUAUUUAUUUUCGCAGUAAUUUCAUGUCCCCACGAGCAGAGCUGUCACAGUGUGCACUACCUUAAAGUGUUUUGUUGUUGUCAUUAUUUUUUUCCAGUUUGAGCUGAUGUGUUUAAUUUGUGAAUAGUCUUUUACAUUUUUGUAUGCUGAAUAUGGGCACCAAAGAACCUGUAAAAGUUAUCUUUUUCAAUUGAAUGUGCACAAAUAAAAGUUUGGAAAAGAUCA